Molecule: messenger RNA, 2781 nt
Organism: Prorocentrum cordatum
Lineage: Eukaryota; Dinophyceae; Prorocentrales; Prorocentraceae
Source: the annotation of a GenBank genome assembly
AAGAAUCGCUCCGCAUCGACGAUACAUCGGCGAUGCGGCGCGAUGUGGAGCCAGAGUUUCUCCACGCCGAGCUUGCAGCGGAUGGAGCUCGCAGCGGAUAGAGACCGCGCCCUGCGCACCCCCUCAAGCGACGAGGAAAUGCUGUGUUGAAAGCCGUCCUGGAAGCCAUGAGGCUCCCAAUACGGUCUCACGACAGGUCAAGAGGCCCCCAAGACGGCCCAAGAGAUCUCCAAGAUGCCCUUCCGUAGCCAUUUUGGCUCAAGCUCGUAUGGCUCAAGCUAUAUGUUGGAAAUCAGUUGUUCUGGCUGUGCUGGUAUUUCCAGCUUGCUGGUCAAGCGCAUGCUUAUAAUAUGCCAGAGCAACCGGUCUGAUCUUUGCCGAGACCGCCAAGAAAAUUGCAUAACGCAGGGUCCUUUUGAGCCUUGCUUUUGUGAGGACGGCUACGGUUGCCAGGACAUCAGACGAACGGCCGAUCACUUCGGUUAUACAUAUGAGUACACCUGCUGCCCUGGAUAUGACGGCUUCGAAUGUGGAGCAUUUUCCCAGGAUAAUUUCUAUCGCCUUUCAAUCAUUGGUCUUUUGAGCUUGGCUCUUGGCUUGUGUGGAGUCUUCGUGGCAUCAGUGCGACCCAAGUGCGGGCGGAAAUCAGGCGCCGCAUCUCUGAGUCCAGGAGACCGCGCUGUUGAAUCAGCGCCCACGGUUCGCGACGGUGAACGCUUACAUCGCGAAGUGCCUGAGGAACGGUGGUGUGUGACUAAGGCGGACCUGCGACAGCUUCGGCGACUUGUUUGGCAUGCAGUUCAAGAACACCGAAUCAUACCAACGGAGUCAGACCCUUUCGACGCAAGCGACGAUAGGAUUGGCCCUAGCAUGCACACUGUGAACAGCCAGUUCAUCAGGCCGGUUACACUUUCAGCUGGGAAGGUGAGUUGGGCUUUGAUGCUACAUCCUGAGGGUCUGCCUUGCGAUUUGUUUAUCACGCAUGGUUGGGAGGAGGGCGUCUUCGAAUUCUGUGACAAUGUCAUGAACUCUUGGCCAGUUGGAGCGAAGCAUGCGUAUUUGUGUAUACUUUCCAAUCCACAGAAUCUCAACAUAUCUGCUCUUGUAUCUAGUCCCACGGAUUCUCCUUUUGCGAAAGCUUUGGCGUCCGCAACGCGCAUGUUGGCGGUCCCGAAUCGGACAUGCAGUAUAUACUCACGGACCUGGUGUGCAUACGAGGCCUACCUUGCAUAUUCGUGGCAGAAAGAUAUCCGCACUGCCCGGCCCCUGGUGCGGGACUUCUGGGCCGAUGUGGUCGGAAUAGGUUUCCUCUCUUUGUCAGGAGCAGGUGCAUUUUGUAUUAUCCUUGCGACUCAAUCCAUGUUUUCUCAAGAUUUGAUAUAUCUAGCGCCCCAGGUAUUGUCGUUGAUUCUGGCGUUCUUCUACGCAUUCUUGCGGAAGCGCCCUGGAUCUGUUUCUCUUCGUAUUGUCAUCCGGUUGAUUGGUAUCACGUCUGGUGCUUACGCUGCGCAUCAAGUCACAAAACGCCCCCACUAUGUAACAGCUUGGCUUGCUUUUGCGGUGAUGUUCCUCGCGCCGAUCGCCCUCGAGUCCGACCGCCUGAGGACAUCAGCAGCAGCUGUUGCAACACAGCAGUUGCAGAAUGGGUUUACGGGCCACGUCCGGGACGCCAAAUGCACCGUCCCGGCAGACGGGGAGGCGAUCCGGCGAGAGAUUAGAUUGAGUUUUAAGGAGCAUUUCGUUGACAAAAACGUGAGAGACAUCAUGCGCAUGGGUAUUGUGACGAAGCAUUUGCGCGAAGUUGAAGAAUUGGUCGGACCUCUUGCUGAUGUGAGUGUUUGGGGCUUUGGCACCGCCAGCAUCGGAUUGAUAUGGUUAGUACUUACCGCUCAACAACUCGAAGGUGGAUGGUGUGGUGGAGCGACCUCUUGGCAGAUAUGGCUUGUGCUCUUAGAAGGUUUAUGCUGGGCAGCCGUCGUGGCGCGCUUGCCGCCAGAUCGCGUAGCCUUCGCGACAGGAUCAGUUACACUGGUUUUCGGGGCGAUAGGUGUUGGGCUUUUCGAAAUGGCGCUGACGAAUGACAUGUGCACCUCCAACUACAUUACGGCCGCGUUCAUUGGCCCCGUGAUUCUGGCUAUGUCCAUCGCUGGACCCGCGAGUGUUGCGCGGGUGACUCCGUUUGGGCCUCUUUUGGUGCGCAGUGUUUUUGGGUUUGAUCUCUGGAUCAAGCCGGACUUUUUAGCUUUGGAGGCAGAAGCACAGCAAUCCAUGCCGCCUCAACCUGCGCGAGAUGUGUGACCGUGGCUCUCGAGGAGGCGAUGGGCAACGGCAUGUAAAGACUUCCAGGGCCUUAAUCAAUAGCCCUAUAGCACUCUAGCCCUGUAGCCCUAUAGCCUUAUAGCCUUAUAGCCCUAUAGCCCUAUUGUCUUUUUUCUCCGGUCUGAUGGUGCGCAGUGUCUUUGGGUUUGAUCUCCGCUGGAUCAAGCCGAUUUUUUAGCUUUGGAGGCAUGAGCACAGCAAUCCAUGCCGCAUUAGCCUGCGCGAGAUGUGUGACCGUGCCUCCUGAGUAGGCGACGGGUAAAGACCUGUAAAGACUUCCAGGCUUCCGCGCCGUGAAGAAGAGAAGGAUGAUUUUAGUUCCUUCCAAGUCGAACUUUUUAAGCCUGUGAGGCGGACGCACAGCAAUCCAGGCCGUCUCAGCCUGCGCGAGAUUUGUGACUGUGCCUCCUGAGUAGGCGACGGGUAAAGACCUGUAAAGACUUCCAGGCUUCCGCGCCGUGA